Homo sapiens (human) is the source of this 5627-nucleotide messenger RNA. It is a transcript of the gene RWDD1, whose product is annotated as RWD domain containing 1. Gene Ontology annotation, biological process: positive regulation of DNA-templated transcription; androgen receptor signaling pathway. The record is from RefSeq and is marked validated. Bases 610 to 1053 code for a protein of 147 amino acids. NCBI's taxonomy places the organism in Eukaryota, Metazoa, Chordata, Mammalia, Primates, Hominidae. Gene Ontology annotation, cellular component: cytoplasm; cytosol. The transcript has 9 exons.
CUCCCGGCGCGGCAGCUGUCUGGGCUGCUGCGCGCCGCCUAGGUGUCUGGGCGAUCUAUGGGCAAGAGCAAGGGCCACGAUGACAGAUUACGGCGAGGAGCAGCGCAACGAGCUGGAGGCCCUGGAGUCCAUCUACCCUGACUCCUUCACAGGCAGAUGUCUCUCAGCUAUCCCUGUAUAGCUCCAGUCCUGUUCAUGUUCUCUCUCACCAGCAGUACAUCUGUGCUGUGAGGAUGUUAAGGGGAUGAGUGAAGAGGGGUUUGAGAGUGUCAUUAACUGGCUUGAUUGCACAUUGAUCCAACCCUCCUAACAACUAGUCUUCCAAAAUAUAAAUGGACUCUCCUGAUACCACAUUCUCCUUCAGUAGUGCUUCACUUGACAAGGUCCUGCUAAGUAUUAUCAGAAAAUCCACCCAGCUUCACCAUUACUGUGACGUCUGAGGCUGGAGAAAAUGAUGAAACUGUCCAGACUACCCUCAAGUUUACAUACAGUGAAAAAUACCCAGAUGAAGCUCCCCUUUAUGAAAUAUUCUCCCAGGAAAAUCUAGAAGAUAAUGAUGUCUCAGACAUUUUAAAAUUACUAGCAUUACAGGCUGAAGAAAAUCUUGGUAUGGUGAUGAUUUUUACUCUAGUGACAGCUGUGCAAGAAAAAUUAAAUGAAAUAGUAGAUCAGAUAAAAACUAGAAGAGAAGAAGAAAAGAAACAAAAAGAAAAAGAAGCAGAAGAAGCUGAAAAGCAAUUAUUCCAUGGUACUCCAGUUACAAUUGAGAAUUUCUUAAAUUGGAAAGCCAAGUUUGAUGCAGAACUCUUGGAAAUUAAAAAGAAAAGGAUGAAAGAAGAAGAACAAGCAGGAAAAAAUAAAUUAAGUGGGAAACAACUAUUUGAAACAGAUCAUAAUCUUGACACAUCUGAUAUCCAGUUCUUGGAGGAUGCUGGAAACAACGUGGAGGUAGAUGAGUCUUUGUUCCAAGAAAUGGAUGACUUGGAGCUGGAGGAUGAUGAAGAUGAUCCAGACUAUAAUCCUGCUGACCCAGAGAGUGACUCAGCUGACUAAUGGACUGUCCCCAUCUGCAGAGAGGCUUGACUGCCACAGCAUCUGUGGCUAUGCUCAGAGGGUUAUGAUUUUCCUUUCUUUUUUUCUAAGAAAAAAUUAUUUUCAGGAGAAUAUUCUUCUGAUAGCUUUCAUCAUUGAACUUAAUAAACUGACCUUAAAAUUUCAAAUAUAAAAUGUUCAAGGCUUCUUACUGUUGAGCACAAGGUUACGUAUUUAAAAUCACCUAGUAUUUGAGAGAGAUCCUGCCUAUAGCACCAAGACUCGAAGGUAGGCUGCUGCUGUGCACAUGAGUUUAUACACAGGAAAUUGGAAUAACUUGGAAUUUCUAUGCUGGAGACUUUGGCUACUUCUGGAUUUCAAGCAUUGUAUGAAGUGUGAGAAAACUGAGGUGACUAGCACAUUAAACCAUCCAGAUUCUAGCCUCCAGGCACACUAAAUUUAAGUCUUGAUAAAACCAGGAGGCCAUAUUAUGAUCAUAAGUAAGAUGAAGUUUAGCCUUCCUUUUAGUCCAUUUUGUAUUGCCGUAAAGGAAUAUCUGAGGCUGGGUAAUUUAUAAAAGGUUUGCCGGGUGCGGUGGCUCACGCCUGUAAUCCCAGCACUUUGGGAGGCUGAGGCAGGUGGAUCACGAGGUCAGGAGAUUGAGACCAUCCUGGCUAACACGGUGAAACCCCGUCUCUAUUAAAAAUACAAAAAAUUAGCCAGGUGUGGUGGCGAGCACCUGUAGUCCCAACUACUCGGGAGGCUGAGGCAGGACAAUGGCGUGAACCCGGGAGGUGGAGCUUGCAGUGAGCCGAGAUCACGCCACUGCACUCCAGCCUGGGCAACAGAGCAAGACUCCGUCUCAAAAAAAAAAAAAAGGUUUAUUUGGCUCAUAAUUCUGGAUGACCAGAAAGUUGAAGAUUGGGUAUCUGCAUCUGGUGAGAGCCUCACGCUGCUUCCACUCAUGGUAGAAGGGGAAGAGGCACUAUGUGUGUAGAGAUCACAUGGCCAGAGAGUGAGGGUGGAAGUGCCAGGCUUUUUUUUUUUUUUUAAACUAGCUUUGGUGGGAACUCCCUCACCCCUGCUCCCCACAGGAAGGCAUUAAUCUAUUUAUGAGGGAUCUACCUGCUAUAACCCAAACACCCCACCAGCCCCCAUCUCCCAACACCACCACACUGGGGAUUAAAUUUCAAUGUGGGAUUUGGAGAGGACAAAUAUCCAAACCAUAGCAGUCUUAAAGUAUUUAAAUUAGAAUUUAAAUUAAAAUUUAAAUUACAGUAUUUAAAUUAGAAUCAUUUGUGGAGUUUCUAAAAGGUAUGCAUUCCUAGGCCCCUCUCAAGUUAGAUUUAUGAACACUGAUCCCCAGUCUGAAUUUUAAAACAGCAAAAUCUCAUACUGGUUCUACAGAUUAUUCUGAUGCACAAUCUGGGUUAAGAACCACUGUCCUGUAGUCGUGAAGUCUAUAUAUUUUGGUAUUUUCUUUACCUCUUCUCUAAUUAACCAGUCUGAAGGAGUUUGAAUUUUGGGGAUCGUACAUUGUCUGCAAGAGAAACACAUUAACAUCCGUGCACAUAGAGUCCUUUGUAAUAAUUUGGGAUGAUUGACUUGGUGGCUCCAGGUAGGAGAGCCAGUCUUCAUGCAAGUUAUUCAGUCACUACAGUUUUGGAGGACUGACUCUUAACCCCAAUAGGAAAUCAGUUGUGCUAUUUUAAAUUCAUAAAGCUAUUAUAAAGAGCUGCCUCCAGUAAAAAAUACAUAUGCCACAUACCCACAAACAGCAAUAUUAAGCCUUCAUUUAUUGUUGGAGUUAGACCUUAUAAUCAAAAAGCAAAUUAUUUAAGAUAAAAUUACCAUUGAGGAGUUUAAUACUUUUCAAGGAAUCUUCACGUCAGCCUUGAUCCCAGACCAAUAGAAUGGAAUAACAACAGGAAUGUUCAGCAUUUCUUUGCAGAGAGAAAUCCAAAAGUUUGUCCUAUGUGAGAUUUUGCUUUUCCCAUCUUUUUGAAGCUGAUCAGCAGAUACAUAAGAACCUGGAAGAAGCUGCUCAAUUAAGGUUAAAAAAAAUAAAAAGCAAUUGUUAGCAAUGUGGUGCUGAAAUCAAGACUUAACUUUGAAGUGUCAAGAAUGAUAACCUCCCAUCCACUUCAUGUGAUUUUUAAGAAUAAAUUUUAUAUAUUUCUCCAGGUAUUAAAGUGGAUGUCCACCUUUGCCAUUUCAGAACCUAAAGGCAGAAUCUAAUGGUAAAAUGAAGACAACCUAGUUGUCUUCUAAUAACCUAGUUAGUUCUAAUAACAUUCUCAAAUAUUUUCAUCUAGAGUAAAUAUUUACUGUUGGCUUUGUAUUCUGGGAAUUAGCCCAAGACUAUGCUGCUCAAAUGGGUGCAAAUAUACUCUCAGGUUGCAAUAGCAUGACGAGUGGUAUUUGAAGCAAUAAUUGUUCCAUCUUGGAUUAUCGGUUUUGCUCUUUGAUUUGGUAAAGUUUUUGUUUUUCUACUCGUGCCAGUUGUAUUAAAAUGUCACUAGGUUAAAAACAAACACAGAUAUGUUUAUUCAUUACUGUAUCCCUGUAAUAAUGCCUGGCAUGCAGUAGGUCCCUAAUAUUUGUUGAAUGAAUGAAUUAUAGAAUAGAGUGCAAAAUUAAUUCUAAUGUAUUUUAAAGUAAAGCAUGAGAGUUCAAAGAAAUGUUGUAUUUGCCAUCUACAACUUGGAAUAAUGUUCCUUGAUCCUGCUUUACUUCAUGCACUUUUGCCAGCAGAGGUGGAUGCCUUAGGGAAAAAGUUGGAUAAAUGCUGAUCUAAGGCAACACGUCUAAAUGGUUAUGUGAACAUUUCCCAGUUGGGGUAAAACUAAGAGGAGUGAUAAUAACAUCUCAUCAAUUUAAAGGACAAGUUCACUGAUCGUACUGUCAUACUCCAGAGAUACAUGUGCCAAGAAGCAAAGAGAUGCACUCUUGUAUUCCAGAAAGAAGAUGAUUUGUAAGUGUUCAGUAUUUGUGUGGCAGCCCUUUUAGGUGUAAUGAAGUGUAACAGAAAAGUAAGUGAACUACUUCACAUAGCUCUUAAUGUUUGUCUUUCAGAGGACAUACGAGUCAGGCAGCAAAAGUUGGAGCCAUUGUAUGAUUGUGUGUCAAAAUGAGAGUCACACACUUCAAGAACUGUAGGAACUAAUUUUAGAAAAAGACUCUUCAGAACAGAUGACACAUGAAAUGUGAGUUUAUGUAAACAUGUAAAUUUGAGUAGCAUUAGUUUGUUUUCUGUUUAGGAACUGUAUCAGGGUGACAAAGAUGAAAGAAUGCUGCCAGAAAAGUAUAUUGUUAAAUUUUCAGGCCUCCAUUGGUGAAGUUUCAAGUAACCUUUCACUUAAGUUACUUGUGUCAGAGGAUGGAUGAUGGGGUCAUUUAAAUUGUUGGACAAAGCCAUGAAAGGACUUUUAAAAUUUUGUCAUAAAAAUAGCCAAUGAUGUUUUUAAUUUUACAUCUAAAACUAAUUUGCAUUAUCCUGUGUUAGUGACUGAAUCUCAACUCAGUCCUCAUUUUUUAGUUCAACUUUUGACAACCUUAUAUUCAUUGACACCAUGGACAGCACAGUAAAAAAAUACACAAAUUUCUUUUGCAGUUAUUGAUUUGGAAUGAUCACUUUAAAAGAGCCAUCAAAUACGCCUACAUAUUGAGCCACUCUUUAUCAUUAAGGUGAAAAGUUCAUUCAAUUAAGGUAUUUGAGUGCUACUAUGCGCCAGCCUUUCUUUGUGAUAAUGUUAAUUUUUUUUUUCCUCCCCUCCAUGAAGGGAAGAAAAAAAAAUUAAUUCGGCCAUGAAUUUUAAUAUUCUGGCCAGCACCUUAUCCAUUUGUAGCCACGCCAACAAAUUUAUUCUGUGAUAUACCAAACUUACAAAGUCACUCUGCGAUUUCAGUAAGGCCCAUUCCCAACAUGAGUGCUGCUGUCCACGGUACUGAACCAUCAAUGCUAAAUGGUAUUUAGUUGUGGAUCUUCAUCCUGUCAUGCAGCUAAAUAUUCCAGGAAUACUGAACCAAGUGAGGAGAAAGAUAGCAGUGGGUUGCUGCAAAGGAGGUGAGGGGAGGGGAGAGAUAGCAAGUGAGAAAAAGAGAGACUAGUGGUGAUGUUUUUAAGUAAUUGAAGUAAAAAAGAGAGAGAAAGAGAGAGAGAAGAGGUUCUACUCAGUCCACCAAAGCUUUUUAAUUUCCUUACAUAAUUAACAUGAUGAAUUUUUAAAUAAUUGUUAUAUUUAGUUUUGUUCUUCCACCUUUUGGCUAUUUCUACUACAUAUUUACUUAUCAUAAAAAAUACUUCCUAGACCUUCCUCUUAUAGCUAUUGCCUAUCUCUGCCUUUGCAGCUGUUCUCCUUUAAAGAGUAGUCUCCAUUAGUUUUCUUGACUUCUUCAUCUCCCUGCAUAAAGAUGAAGGGUAUUUAGCUCUGAAAAUCCUUUACUGUUGAAUAUUUAGAUUGUUUUCAAUUUUUACAUAAUGAACAAUGCAUCAUGGGAUUAUUGGCUGCAAAUAAAUUGGAAACAUAAAAGGUGUUUUAAGUUUAAAUUUUUUUAAAAAAACAGGUAAAAAUAAAAUAUUUGCCAAAGACUAA